Hemiscyllium ocellatum (epaulette shark) is the source of this 6028-nucleotide messenger RNA. Its product is annotated as serine/threonine-protein phosphatase 6 regulatory ankyrin repeat subunit B-like. Bases 235 to 3570 code for a protein of 1111 amino acids. Gene Ontology annotation, cellular component: cytoplasm. The transcript is spliced from 30 exons. The record is from RefSeq and is a predicted model, not a curated record. NCBI's taxonomy places the organism in Eukaryota, Metazoa, Chordata, Chondrichthyes, Orectolobiformes, Hemiscylliidae. Gene Ontology annotation, molecular function: protein binding.
UGAGCGAGCGAGCGAACGGCCGGCCGGCCGUUACUUUGCUGUCGGGGGUUUUUUUUUAAACCGUGUUUUUUUUUCUCUUUCUCUCUUGACCGUCCGCCGUGGAGGGAUAGAAGUAAAUCUAGAUAGAGAAAAAAAACAUACAAAAUCCACAACCGUCAGCGGAGCAGCUGCGGGUGGGUUUGUGCAUAUAUUAUAUAUAUUAUAUUAUAAUAUAUAUGUGUGAGCGGCGGAGGAAUGGGUGCCCUCAAGCUGGCGGAGCAGCCUCCAUUGGUCCAGGCAAUAUUUAACGGAGAUCCUGAUGAGGUGCGAAUGUUGAUUUAUAAAACUGAAGAUGUCAAUGCUUUGGAUCCUGAAAAGCGGACACCACUACAUGCAGCUGCCUUUCUUGGUGAUGCUGAAAUCAUCGAGCUGCUUAUCUUGUCAGGCGCACGUGUCAAUGCUAAAGAUAAUAUGUGGCUAACCCCACUUCAUCGUGCCAUUGCUUCUCGGAGUGAUCGCUCCAAUAAACACAGAGCCUUGUGGAGUGUCCAGAAGCAAUGGGAAGCAGUUCACGUUUUGAUCAAACAUUCAGCAGAUGUCAAUGCUCGUGACAAAAACUGGCAGACCCCAUUACAUGUAGCUGCUGCUAACAAGGCAGUGAAGUGUGCAGAAGCAAUCAUUCCAUUGCUUAGCAGUGUCAACGUUUCUGAUCGAGGAGGCAGGACAGCCUUGCAUCAUGCUGCACUCAAUGGGCAUAUAGAGAUGGUAAAUCUUCUAUUAGCAAAAGGGGCCAAUAUUAAUGCUUUUGAUAAGAAGGACAGAAGGGCCUUGCACUGGGCAGCUUACAUGGGUCAUGUUGAAGUAGUUUCGUUGUUGUUGAGUCAUGGAGCAGAAGUUAGUUCCAAGGAUAAGAAAGGUUAUACCUCACUCCAUGCAGCUGCCUCUAAUGGACAAAUUAAUGUGGUGAAACUACUGAUUAGUCUUGCUGUAGAGAUUGAUGAACCGAAUUUAUAUGGGAAUACAGCUCUUCACAUUGCAUGUUACAAUGGACAAGAUACUGUAGUCAAUGAACUUAUUGACUAUGGUGCUAAUGUGAACCAACCCAACAACAAGGGAUUUACACCUUUGCACUUUGCUGCUGCUUCAACCCAUGGUGCUUUGUGUCUUGAACUAUUAGUAAAUAAUGGAGCUGAUGUCAACUUCCAGAGUAAAGAUGGCAAGAAUCCAUUGCAUAUGACUGCUGUCCAUGGUCGAUUCACACGAUCACAAACACUCAUUCAAAAUGGUGGUGAGAUAGAUUGUGUUGAUAAAGAUGGCAAUACCCCUUUGCAUGUGGCUGCCAGAUAUGGACAUGAACUUUUGAUUAAUACCUUGAUAACCAGUGGAGCUGAAACUGCAAAAUGUGGCAUCCAUGGUAUGUUUCCCUUGCAUUUAGCAGCAUUAAACGCACAUGCAGACUGCUGCCGGAAGCUAUUGUCAUCAGGACAAAAAUAUAGCAUAGUGUCAUCAUUUAAUAACGAGCACGUGCUGUCUGCAGGCUUUGAGAUAGACACCCCUGAUAAUUUUGGAAGGACUUGCCUUCAUGCUGCUGCUGCAGGAGGCAAUGUUGAUUGCAUAAAACUACUACUGAGUAGUGGAGCGGAUUUCAAUAACAAGGACAAAUGUGGGAGGACUCCAUUGCACUAUGCAGCUGCGAAUUGUAACUACCAGUCUAUUAUGACGCUGGUGUCAACAGGGGCCAAUAUUAAUGAAACAGAUGAACGAGGUUGCACAGCUUUGCACUAUGCUGCAGCAUCUGAUGUGGACAGAAAGAGAAAAAGUAUCUUGGCGAAUUCAGAUGCAAAUAGUGAAGAACUUGAUGACUCAAAUGAGAAAAAAGAGAAAGAGGCCUCCUUCUGUUUGCAAUAUUUACUUCACAAUGAUGCCAAUCCAGCAAUACGAGACAAGCAGGGUUAUAAUGCAGUUCACUAUGCAGCUGCAUAUGGGCAUAAGCAAUGUCUGGAACUGAUUGCCAGCAAAAACUCCUUGGAGUUUCUUAUAGAGGCUACUGGACACAAUUUUGAUGACUCUGAUUCAGCAGCUCCAAAGAGCCCUUUGCAUUUGGCUGCCUACAACGGUCAUCACCAAGCACUUGAAGUACUUACUCAUUCCAUUAUUGAUCUUGAUGUAAAAGACGCAAAUGGACGGACAGCCUUAGAUUUAUCUUCCUUCAGAGGUCACACUGAAUGUGUGGAAGCCCUUAUUAACCAAGGUGCUUCUAUCUUAGUGAAAGACAAUGUGGCUAAGAGAACCCCACUUCAUGCAGCAGUUUCCAAUGGUCAUACGACAUGCCUGCGUAUGUUAAUAGAAGCUGCAGGUGGCUUGGAUGCAGUUGAUGUGACAGAUGGCAAUGGACAGACACCAAUGAUGCUUGCAGUUGCUAAUGGACACAUCGAUGCUGUCAUUCUAUUACUUGAAAAAGGUGCAAAUAUAGAUGCAGCAGAUAAACGAGGCUGUACAGCCUUGCAUCGUGGGGUUGUUACUGGCCACGAAGAAUGUGUGGAAACAUUAUUGGACCAUGAUGCAUUUAUUUUGUGUCGUGAUUCCAAAGGAAGGACCCCGUUGCAUUUUGCAGCAGCUUGUGGUCAUGCAACGUUAUUGUGCAAUUUAUUGCCGUCAGCACUUUCUAUAAGUUCCCUCACAAAUCUUGUAGAUAAUUAUGGCUAUACACCAUUGCACUGGGCUUGUUAUAAUGGUCAUGAAACCUGUUUGGAGGUCCUACUGGAACAAAAAGAAUUUAUCAAAUUUGGGGGUGCUCCUUUUACUCCUUUGCACUGUGCAAUAAUAAAUGACCAUGAAAAUUGUGCAGAAAUGUUAAUUGAAGCUUUAGGUGCUAAAGUUGUUGAUUCCAGAGAUGCCCAAGGAAGAACUCCUCUUCAUGCAGCUGCUUUUACAGACCAUGUAGAGUGUUUGCAAUUGCUGCUAAGUCAUGGUGCACAAGUGAAUCCUGCUGAUAAGUCAGGGAAAACUCCAUUAAUGAUGGCAGCUGAAAAUGGACAAUGUGGAGCUGUAGAGAUCUUGGUAAACAGUGCGAAUGCUGACUUAACUUCCAAAGACACCAACAAGAAUACAGCUCUUCACUUGGCAUGUAGCAAAGGUCAUGAAAGAUGUGCCUUGUUCAUUCUCGAGAAGAUGGAUAGUGCAAGCCUUAUUAAUGCAACAAACAAUGCAUUGCAAACACCACUUCACAUAGCCGCACGGAAUGGACUUAAAAAGGUUGUGCAUAAUUUGCUAAGCAAAGGUGCAAGUGUUCUUGCUGUGGAUGAAAAUGGUCACACCCCAGCCUUGGCUUGUGCUCCUAACAAAGAUGUGGCUGACUGUCUGGCACUCAUUUUGGCUACCAUGAUGCCUUUCUGUCCUACCAGCACAAUGACGUCCUUCAGCAUCAGUCUAACAAAAAAUGAUAGUUUGAACACCCCUCUAUCCUAUGAUUUCCCUAAUACGGGUAGCAACAUAAAUUCUUUCAACAAACAGUUGUAUAACUGUGUAGGAAAAAUGGAUAGAGGUCAGGAAGAUGAUGAUGAAAAUGAUUCGGACUCUGAGACAUUCUGAUUGAUUUUAGAAAGCUUAACAUGCACAGGAAAAGUCUUAAUUUGUUGUUCAAUAGAAGAUUACAGAUGACCACUCAAUUACUGCUUAUUUAAAAAGCACUUAUUUGAAGGCACUUUUCUUACAGGAUUUAAGAGGAAAGCAGAAUCUUGGAGUAUUGAUUAAUUGAGGACUAUUGAGUAGGGCACAUGAUUUGCUAAUGCUCAAAUCUGCCAGAGGUUGGUGUUUUCACGGUCUCUGGGACAUUGUAUGCAAAUUUGUGGUACAUGCAGUACCUGUGGAAAUUUUUGGGCUUUGUUAUGACUAUGUUGUUCCAUGCCAAAUUGCUUGCCCUACAAUGAGAUAGUAUAACUUUGACAAAUUAGCACAAGCAUGCAUUUUGCACUUCCAGUUUAAAAACUUGUGAUAAGAGUUGUUAGAAAUAAACCAGACACCUGAGCCAUUAACUACUGAUAAACUAUGAAUGACCUGUCCCAGGUUGCAGUGUCAAGUAUUCAUAAGUUAGAAGAAAACUUGAUGGCACCCUUUUAUUUUAAAUGUACCAGUGAUUUUAGGUGACUGUUCUGUUAGCAGAAAUAUAGUAUUUCAUACCUUUUUUUUAAUACCGCCUCCUUUGGCAGCCUUUAAAAAUGUAUAGCAAUUUUGUUUAAAUCUACCCAUCUGUAGGAUGAAGACAGUAACUGCCACAAAGAACAGUUCUGAUGAAAUCUGCUUCAUCUGCCAAAGCUUAAUAUGUUAAAUGGACACGUUCUUUCACCUGUGACAGGAACACUGCAGGUGGAAUGACAAGUUCUUUUUGUGUCUGGCCAGUGAUGUCAAAUGGACCAAACAUGCUACAGAUUGGGAUUGACUGUUUUCGUUUUUUUAAACUUAAAAGCCUUUUUUUAGUCAUAAUAUUUUCACAGCUACAUUGAAGUAGCCUGUUUCAGUAAACAAUGCAGUAUUCAAAAUACAAAAAAUGCAUUUCACAUAAGUGAAAUCAGAUAUUGUUAGAUUAGAAAUCAGCAAAAUAAAGCUUCAGAAAUUACAAAACCUCAUUUGAAAACAAUUACAUUGCUGUAUGAGGUGGCUGAACAUUUACUGCAACCUUGCUAUUUUGACUAAAAGCACUGAAAAACUUACAAGAAACCUUAAUUAUCUUGUUACAGUAGUACUGUAUAUAACUGUCCAUGCAGAUAAAUUUCAAGAGACCUCUGAUAUGAAAUUGCUUUAACGCAAUUAAGUACCAUAUCAUAUUAAAGCACUGAAAUUGAAGGAAAAUGCCAAAAGUGAUAGCCGUGUCUCGAGAAGACUGGUGUUUUGUUAACUAACUUUAGUAAAGGCUUACAGCCACAGUAUCAUUUUGAACCCAUUUACUUCUCUAUUUUAUUUACUGAAAUGAAAUCAGCUGGUGACUUCUGUACUGUGGUUGUUUUAUAAAUAUAUUUUUGUUCGUGUAUUUCGAGUUGACUUGUUUGAAUCAGUGGGAUAUAAAAUUAAUACAUUUUUAAGUGCACAAUUUGAGCAGUUAAUUAUAUACUUUUCAACUUUUUAUAGUUUUUAAUAUAAACAUAGAAAAAGACCUGACAAAAUAAAUACUGGAACUUUGAGAUCCAUUACAUUGUGAUUGGCAAUCUUUGUAGCAAAUGCUUUCACUUGGGUUGAUAUCAAAUACUAUUUUGUUUUUGUUGCUUUAUAAAAUAGUUAGUGCCUUUCUCCCCAUGAGUACUUUCCAGAUGGUUUCCAAAUAUCUUCUAGAACUUUGCUAAUUAAUAUCCAAGCAAUAAUGUUAAUUAAAUUUUGAAUUUACAAUGAAUGUAAAAUUUUCUUUUUAAAGGUUUAAAACAUCUGAUUGAAGAGUGCUUUGUUCAUUAAACCAUCAUGGAUUGUUUUUGCAGUGUUAUAGAUUGCUUGUAGGUCUUGCAAUUUAGCUUUGAAAUUGAUUCUAUUUGGAAAAGGGCAUUUACAAAUUUGACCAUCUGUGUAUUUUAAAACCAUAAAAACAAUUAUUUCGGGAAGCUGAUGCAGUGGUCCAUCCAUUUAAAACACCUAUAAUCCUCCAUUUGGUAAUCUUGUUGACUUAUAUGCUUUAGCAUGUGCAAUAUGUCUUGUUAUGGUAUAGUAUGGUAUCAUGAUACAGUGACAGUGUUAUAUUUUGUUUUAUGCAGUGAAUGUGUAACAAUCUAGUGAAAAUGAAAAUGUACGGUGGAAGCAGCUGUCUGUGGAAAUUUUAUGUAUUUGGUCAUAUUUCUACAGUAUAGAGGGUAUAAAUUUAAAGAUUUUUUUUGAUGUACUUAAAGACUGUCAAAGUGUACGAAGUAAAUCCAAAUCAAUUUUAAUCCAGCCUGGACCUCAAGCAUACUUUGAUUUUCGACUUUUGUGAACUACUGAAUGCUUCAGUGAUGUAUAAAAGUACUUAAUUGUAAACUACUUUUUUUUAAUUAAAAGCAUUCAGAUGCUGUAUAUUUUUGUGAAAAUAAAG